GGCCCCGGCAGCGCCCCGCACGGGGACGCGGCGCGGCUGCGGGCGCGGCGCGCGCGGGCCCCGCCCAUGGGAGUCCCGGGCUUCCACCGCUGGGCGGCGAAGCAGGUGCCAGGCCUGACGAGGCCGUGCGCUGGCGGCAAGCCGAUAGAGGUCGACCACCUCCACCUGGACUUCAACGCCGCCGUCCACCGGUGCCUCACGGCCUGGUCGGGGCUCGGCGGGGAGGAGCGCCUCUUCGCGCUCCUGGAGGCGUACGUGCUCUUGAUCCUGGGCUGCGUGCGUCCCACUGAGCUGCUGUUCGUCGCGCUGGACGGCGUUGCGCCGAGGGCGAAGAUGAAUCAGCAGCGGGCGCGCAGGUUCCGUGAGGAGGGCGGCAUCUCUGCCGCCUUCGACCGCAACGCCGUGACGCCAGGGACCGAGUUCAUGGCGCGCCUGGGCGCCUGGCUUCUCCGCUGGGCGGAGGCGGCGGCGCGCGGCGAGGGCAGCUGGGUCGCGCUGAGGGGGGUGACCGUCGUGGUCUCGGGCGCCGACGAUCCGGGCGAGGGCGAGCACAAGAUCAUGGAGGUGAUCCGCGCCUACCGAGAUAAGAGCCACUGCCUGUUCAGCAACGACGCAGACCUGAUUUUCCUUGGCCUGGUCUCGGGCGCGCGGUCCGUGAUCCUCCUGCGCGAGUCGCCGCUGCCGCCCGGCAGGGACAACGGCGUGCCGGCCGUGAUGGUCGAGCUCCUUGAAGAUGACUACACGGGUGCAGACAGCGACGACGGCAGCUGCUGCGGCGGCUUGCUCGCGGAGAGCGAUGCCAUCCGGAGUGCUAUGAUCGCGCAAGUGCUCAAGGACUUCGACGUCUCCGAGCUGGGCCUCUUGCGCUCGUGGCUGCUCGGACUGCUGCCGGAGGGCUGCGGCGAGGACCGGCGGCUGCUGGACUUUGCCGCGCUAUGCUGCCUGGCCGGCAACGACUUCUUGCCGCAGGCGUCCGCCAUCAACGUCUUCGAGGGCGGCAUCGACCAGUUGAUCGAGGCGUACACCGCGGCAUUCUCGGCCGCUGGCGCGGGUGCUGUCGGCCACCUGGUCGACCAGAGCGGCUCCCUGAUUCUGCCAGCCUGGCGCGAGGUGUUGCGCAGGCUCGCGGUGCCAGAGGCGGAGUCCUUGCUGGAGAGUGCCGGAUUGGGCCGCAGGUCGCCGUCUCCGCCGCCGGCGGACAGCGGCGGAGAUCUUCCCAGGCCGCCCAGCGACGACUGGGACGGGCUUUCCGUGCUGGUCAGGGGCGCGCCCCCACACACCAGCGGGGCCGACGUGAGGGCCGCCCUGGCGAAGCAGGGCUGCCAGGUCCAGGCGGUCUACAACGUCAGGCCCAAAGGUGGCGUGGGCCACGCUACCGCUUGGGUCGCGCGCCUCGCGGACGCCAGGUCUGCGGUGAUGACCCUGGUCUCCUGCCGGAAGGUCCGGGGCACGGUGCUGGACGUAAGCUGGGUGGAUCCGCGCGCGAUCGAGCUGGCCGGGCUGCCGCAGAGGCCUCUGGAGCCGGCGGCUGGCUGGCGCGAGGUGCUCGAGAGGUCCAUCAGGGAAUCGUUCGAGUACUGGCUGGGUCCGAAGAACCUGCCCACCGAUGGAUUCUUGCGGAGGCAGGUUCUGCUACGGGAGGACCGCUUCGUGCCCCUCAGAGUCUUCGCCGCCUUCAACCGGCUUCGGACGUGGUGCCACGACCUCGAUCGGAUCGCCACGGUGCUGAAGGGCUCCGAGACCCUGGAGGUGGGCGAGGUCGAGGUCGUGGCCUCCGUGGGCGGCCAGGCGGCCAGCGAGCCUGCGGUGAGGGCCGUCGUUGACCACAGCGUGCGGCCGAGGGACGGCCCAGAGCGGCUGGCGCGCCAGCGCGUGGCCGCGCGCUGCGCGGCGGACGGCGACCUCGUGCAGGCGGCCCUCGUGCUGAAGGACGACUACUACGCUCAAUCGGGUCCGUGCCCGCCCGGGAUGGCGGACACCGAGGAGUGCCGCGUCAGGGCGUACCUGGCGGGCAUCCAGUGGGUCGUCUCCUACUACACCCAGGGCUGCCCCUCGUGGACGUGGUUCUACCCGUCGCACUUCCCGCCGCUGUGCGCCAGCCUGUACAGUGCGCUGAGCGCACCUGGCGCGGGGGAUGGGGUGCUGCUGUCCAUUCGGCGGCGAGCCCGCUGCCACAGGUCAUCCAGCUGCUGGCGGUCCUCCCCCCCCGCUCCGCGGGGCUGCUGCCGGGGCCGCUGCGGCCCCUGCUCGCCGAGAAGGCCUCCCCGCUGGCCGACCUCUACCCCCGCGAGUUCGAGGUCGUGCGCAAGGCCCAGCCACUUUGGAGCUGCCGGCCGCCGGCGCCUCGCGGAGAGCGCCCAAUCUCGCGGAGCGCGCGGCGCCCUCGCCCGGCGGGGGCCGCCGGAGCGGCGGGCGCCCCUCGGCGUCGCCGCGGGCCAGCGGGCCCGCCUGCCAUGCUGCCCGCGCCGGCGGCCCCGGCGGCAGCGGACGCGGCCUUGGCGGCCCGGGAGGGCCCCGGGCACCUGGGCACGGAGGCCAUCCUCGCGAGGGCCGCCGAGGAGUGCAGCCGGCGCUGUGCAGCGGAGACUUGUGCGGUCGGGAACCACGUCGACGCCGCCGCCGAGGCGUCCGCCGCGCUGGAGGAGCACCUGGCCGCCCGGCGCAGGGGCUUCACCAGGCAGUUCGCGGACCUCCAGGCCGGCUUCCAGCGCGCGCGGGACGUGGCGCUGGACGCCCGCGCGCGCGCGGCGGAGCAGCGGCAGGGCGCCGCGGAGGUGCACCGGGCCCUGGACGACGUCGCCGGGCGAGCGAGCGCCGAGCUGCAGGCGCUGGUGGGGCGCACCGCCGAGGUCGCGGGUGCACGGCCCCCCGGGCCUCUCGGGUGAGCCCCCGGCGCUGCUGGACCCGUCGGUCGAGUCGGGGGAGGCCCCCGGCGGCCUGCCGCCCCUCCGGAGGUAGAGACGUUCCGCGGACCUCCGGCCCGCCGCGCCGCUCUCCCGCGAAUUCGGGGCGUUGGUGCCUUCCUAACGGGGGGCGCCGUGGGCGCGGCGCCCCCCGCGCGCGCCCGCCCUGCGCGGGGGGGAGGGGGGUGGCGGCAGCGCGCGAGCGCGGGGGCGGCCGCCACCUUCCCCCCCCCCCCCCGAGCUGCCCCUCCGGCCCUGCGCGCGUGGCUCGGGGGAGG
Messenger RNA from Prorocentrum cordatum, 3181 nucleotides. NCBI's taxonomy places the organism in Eukaryota, Dinophyceae, Prorocentrales, Prorocentraceae. The record is from the annotation of a GenBank genome assembly.